Molecule: messenger RNA, 7438 nt
Organism: Anoplopoma fimbria (sablefish)
Lineage: Eukaryota; Metazoa; Chordata; Actinopteri; Perciformes; Anoplopomatidae
Gene: stxbp5b
Product: syntaxin binding protein 5b (tomosyn)
Biological process (GO): regulation of exocytosis; regulation of protein secretion
Cellular component (GO): SNARE complex; plasma membrane; cytoplasm
Molecular function (GO): syntaxin binding; GTPase activator activity; myosin II binding
Source: RefSeq, a predicted model, not a curated record
GCGCAGACUCAAUCCCCGCUGCAGCUCACUGCGUUUCCGUAGCACAGCGUCGCUACCCGCUGAGCCCUGACCGGGGAAGCAGCUCAGGAAACGAUUGAUCCCCCGAUCGAAUAACGCCAAAGAAAGCUGGCGAGAAAAUAAAAAAAAAAACACCCCCCCCCCCAAACCAACCAAAUGACGGAUUAACACCGAUACAUCUGAGAGGACAAGCCGAAUCGAUGCUCGGGACUCGGGUGCUUUUCGGAGAGCGAGUGCUGGCAGCAUGUGAGAUGUACACGGACAUAUUAACUGUGCGUUAUUCCGGCUAACUAGCUAGCAGCUACCCUCCCUCCCUCCUCUCCCUUCUCUCUCUAUACGACUCAUGGUAGCUCGCUUGACCUGUUUUCUCCACCGUCGCGUCCAUACCGGAGUAAAAUGAAGAAGUUUAACAUUAGGAAGGUGCUGGACGGCUUGACAGCGGCUUCUUCUUCCUCCUCCUCCUCCUCCUCAGCUGCUGCCCAGUCGGGAGCUCCCCGGGAGAACGACGCCGUCCAGGAGACCCUCCAGUCGGACCAUUUCCAGCUGUGCAAGACUGUGCGUCAUGGCUUCCCAUAUCAACCAUCCUCGAUGGCUUUUGACCCCGUGCAGAAAAUCUUGGCCGUCGGGACUCAGACUGGAGCUUUGAGGCUCUUUGGCCAUGCGGGUGUGGAGUGCUACUGUCAGCAUGAGAGCGGUGCGGCUGUCAUCCAGCUCCAGUUCCUGAUCAACGAGGGGGCGCUGGUGAGUGCCUUAGCUGAUGACAGCAUCCACCUGUGGAACCUGAGGCAAAAAAUCCCUGCGAUCCUGCAUUCUCUGAAGUUCAACAGGGAGAGAAUCACAUACUGCCACCUGCCCUUCCAGAGCAAAUGGCUUUACAUUGGCACAGAAAGAGGAAACAUCCACAUCGUCAACGUGGAGUCCUUCACUCUCUCAGGCUACGUCAUCAUGUGGAACAAAGCCAUCGAACUAUCCACCAAGACACACCCAGGGCCUGUCGUGCACAUCAGUGAUAACCCCAUGGAUGAAGGAAAGCUUCUGAUUGGAUAUGAGUGUGGGGUAGUGGUGUUGUGGGAUUUGAAGUCCAAAAAAGCUGACUGCCGUUACAAUUAUGAUGAGGCGAUCCACUCAGUAGCCUGGCACCAUGAGGGUAAACAGUUUGUCUGCAGCCACUCUGAUGGCACUCUGACCACAUGGAAUAUACGAGUCCCAGCCAAGUCUGCACAGAUCAUCACACCACAUGGAAAGCAACCUAAGGAUGGAAAAAAGCCAGAACCAUGCAAGCCUAUCCUGAAGGUGGAAUACAAAACAACAAGGGCUGGGGACCCGUUCAUGGUCCUGUCUGGAGGUCUGUCUUACGACACAGUGGGGAGGAGAGCCUGUCUGACUGUGAUGCACGGAAAGAGCACUGCCGUCCUGGAGAUGGACUACCCCAUCGUAGAUUUCCUAACGCUGUGUGAAACUCCAUAUCCAAAUGACUUUCAGGAGCCUUAUGCUGUGGUGGUCCUCCUCGAGAAGGAUUUAGUUCUAAUAGACCUCGGACAGAUUGGGUACCCGAUAUUCGAGAAUCCAUAUCCUCUGACUAUCCAUGAGUCACCAGUGACCUGCUGUGAAUACUUUGUCGACUGCCCUGCUGAACUUAUUCCUGCACUUUACUCUGUCGGAAGCCGGCAAAAGAGACAAGGUUACAGCAAGAAGGAAUGGCCCAUUAGUGGAGGAAACUGGGGCCAAGGCACUCAGAGUUACCCAGAGAUCAUAAUCACUGGACAUGCUGAUGGUUCGAUCAAAUUUUGGGAUGCUUCUGCAUUGAUGCUUCAAGUUCUGUACAAGCUGAAGACUGCCAAGGUUUUUGAGAGGGCUCGCAGUAAGGAGGAUAAGGCAAAUACAGAUAUAGUAGAGGAGGACCCGUUUGCCAUCCAGACCUUGUCCUGGUGUCCUGAGAGCAGGAUGCUCUGUGUGGCCGGGGUGUCUGCCCACAUUAUCAUCUAUCGGUUCAGCAAACAGGAAGUCACCACUGAAGUCGUGCAGCUUCUGGAGGUGCGGAUGCAGUGUGAGUUUAACUGCGGGGACUCCCCCGAUCCAGGAGGGCCGCAGACCCCCACCCUGCCCACGCCGGGAGCUUCCUCCAGCCCUCAGGAGAGCGAGCCUCCCACUCAGCCCUCCACAGGCAACACCUCCUCCGACGGACCCCGGGACAACAUACCAUGCCUGCAGGUGCGGAGCUCCCCGCUGAAGCAGUCUCCGGGCUACCAGGUGGAGCUGGUGAUCCAGCUGGUGUGGGUGAGCGGGGAGCCUCCUCAGCCGAUCACCAGCCUGGCUAUCAACUCCUCCUACGGCCUCGUGGUGUUUGGAAACAGUAACGGUCUGGCUGUGGUCGACUACCUCCAGAAAACUCUGCUCCUCAACAUGGGCACGUCGGAGCUGUACAGCCCGUCCGACCCGUACCAGAGGCAGCCUCGCUCCCCACGCAAAGUGCGACAGCCCUCUGGAGCAACCUGUGAUUCAAUCGAUGGGUCCAACACCUCAGAGGACCGCUGCAAAUCACCUACUUCAGGAUCUACCUCACCUUGCAAUUCUGAUGAUGAACGAAAACAGAAGUUCAUAGAGAAGGUGAAGUUCAAAAGCAGACGCUUUUCCAAGACGGUUGCCAAUGACUUUGCCAAGAUGUCACGGAAAAUUAGCUCGUCUAGCGAGCAAAGGCCAGACCUGGCAAAGGAGAGGUCCCAAAAAUGGCGCUCUAUCACGUGUAAGAAGCGCAUUUGUUGUGUGAACGAAGGCAAAGCUGCAGCCAGGAUGACCCAGAAGGGGGCCGUCUAUAGAACUGAAUCAACCCCCAACUUCUAUGCCAAGGAUAACUCAUUCACCCGCUCACGCAGUUCAAGUGUAACCAGCAUAGACCGAGAAUCUCGAGAGGCCAUCUCCUCCUUUCACUUCUGUGAGAGUUUCCCCAGAAAGACGGACAGCGUGCUCGGCCCCUGUCUGCUGGUGGGAACCACGCAGGGCACUGUGAUGACGGUGGCCAUCAGCCUGCCGCCCGGUGCGGACCAGAGGCUGCUGCAACCAGUUGGCAUCUCCUCUUGUGGCAGUAUGGUCACCCUCAAAGGAGGCAUUCUGACGAUGGCCCUGUUGGACGCCACUGGAGCUCUGCUGCCCCCUUCCUACGAGCCGUGGUACGACCCGAACGCCUCGGAUGAGGAGAAGGAGAAGAGCCGGAGGCGCAGGCCAGCCUCCCCUCCCUCGUCUCAGGACGGUCCGGAUGCCCAGUUCGCUGUGCUGUGUUCGGAGAAACAGGCCAAGGUGGUGGCCAUGCCGUCCCAGACCCGCAUCUACAAACACAACAUCACAGAGAGCUCCUUCGUGCUGAGGGCCGAUGUUGUGCAGAUGGCCGGAGCUUACUGCAUCGCCUGUUUCUGUGCUAACGGACAUAUCAUGACUCUGAGUUUACCCAGUCUACGGCCUCUGCUGGAUGUGAACUACCUUCCGCUGACAGACAUGCGGAUAGCCAGAACGUUCUGCUUCUCCAACCUGGGUCAGGCCCUGUACCUCACCUCCCCCACUGAGAUCCAGAGGAUCACAUAUAGCCAGGAGACCUGCGACAAUCGACAGGAGAUGCUCAGUGAGUUAUUUACCCCUGUGGAGACACCAGAGGCUCCUAACAGAGGGUUCUUCAAAGGCCUGUUUGGGGGAGGAGCUCAGUCUCUGGACAGGGAGGACCUCUUUGGGGAAACGGGUGCUGGCAAGGCCUCCCGCAGCCUGGCCCAGCACAUCCCUGGCCCGGGCAUGGAGGGCAUGAAGGGUGCAGCGUCUGGGGUUGUUGGAGAUCUGGCCCGCGCACGGAUAGCUCUGGACGAGAGAGGGCAGAAACUGGGAGAGCUGGAGGACAGAACGGCCGCCAUGAUGUCCAGCGCGGAUUCAUUUUCCAAACACGCUCAUGAUAUGAUGCUGAAGUACAAAGAUAAGAAGUGGUACCAGCUCUGAUGGCAGCGUGUGGAGCAUCAGACUCUGUAUUCACGCACAACAGUAUCUCCUCUUCUCUUCUCGAUUCCUCUCCACACGGGGGGGUUCUGCUCAACAGACUUCAUGCUUUUAUUCUCAGCACAAUAUCAUACACUCUGCAUUACCUCAGCCACCGGAGGACCGCCGCGGAGGAGACACCGGCCGACCCCGACUUAAUGACAACGGAAAGAAAUGGAAGAAGAGAAGCUGUCAGGAAUCUCUCUUUCCAUUUCACCUGAGAGCGAUGAUGUUCAUGUAACAUCGUUUCGCAGAACAGGAGAGAGGUGACCUUUCAUAUCCAUCAGUCAUGCACAUAUAUAUCUCCUAUAUAUAUCUAUAUAUAUAUAGAUAUAUAUGUAUAUACACACACCCUGAUGUUUUGUUCUGAAAAAGGAAAGACAAUUGUGCAAAACACGUGCUUUGGUGGCCUGAUUGCAAUUGUACUUUUUUUGCUUUCUCUGCCCUUUAUGAUGUCUGCCAAACACAGUGGACUAAAAUGAGGAGAAAAGUCUGAUUACCCCCUUGUCCUUCAAGUCUAAUCAAGUCAAUGAAGAUGUCCGUUUCUAUAGGAACGAUCGGAUCAAUGAAGGACUUGUGUCUGCUUGUUUUAUUGUAAAUUAUUUUUAUAGUUUGUCCUCUGUCGUUUCGCCAGUCCGUCCAGAAAGGGCCUCUCUAGUACUUAGAACCGUAAAAACUAGACAGGGAGAUGAUGAAUCUAUUGCCUCUCACUGAAUAAGGGCUGGUAGUACACUAGUUCAUCACCGACCAUUCCUUUAUACAGCAUUUUCCAACAAAUUUGUUUUAGGUGAGAAAGAAUAUUUUCUGAGAAUCACUUUGGUUUUUAUUUUAAAUUAGUUUAUUUAUUGGAACAGUGUAAUAGAUAAGAAGUAAAAGAAGUUUGUAUGUUGGGCAUUGAAUUUAAUUUUUAUUUCCUUUUGAUGAAUUAAAUGCGCAAAAAAAAAGUGCUGAAAAUGUUUACCCCUGAUGAAGAGUUUACACUGAUCUAUCGGAAAAAUGAAGAGUUGAUACACUGGAAAACCCCUGAAGGUCUUCUGUUCUUCUGUCUAUCACGGGGCUGUAGCUGAUUCUUGUAUAAGAAGAGAUGUGUAUUUAAGGGCAAGACAAAGAUUGUCCUUAUUAUGAUUAGCAUAAAUGUAUAUUUUGGUUACAAUUUCUUUGUGUGAUAAAGAUUCUAUCUAUACACGAUUAUUCACAUUUAUUUUUUCGCAUUCUGUCGCAGCUGAUUUUGGUCUCGUUUCUCAAUGUGUGGGGAAAAAGCAUGUGUCUCUUACAGCACAAUGGAAAUUGUAACGCUGUCUUGGUAUUGAUAGCUGCCAGCAGAAAAGACCAAGCACCAGAGUGUAACACGCAGUGCCACUGGUCAUCUCUCUCUGAACCAUUCACUUCAAAACUGUUUCUCUUCUGCCUUUGCCUCAUGACGCGUAUAACCUAACCUCUACCUAUGUGUAUGUCUGUGUGUGUGUGUGCGUGUGUGUGUGACAUACAUAUAUUCAGGAAUAUGUGUAUGGGCGCCAAUAUUUAUAAUACUACAUAGAUACAGUGUAUUACAAUAGGUCUUUUGAGGGUUUUUUUUCUUUUGCUUGACUGUGUUUUUUCAAUGUGGUUAACUAGAAUUCUAUUGUACAUAGAUUUCUUUUUCAUGAGGUGCAAGGAUAUGCUGCUAUUUGUGUCAAUGUAGGAGCAUUAUCUGUCGGUCUUUUAUUUUGAAAAACAGGCAAUUCUUUGUCAGUCCAGAUUGCUGCCAAAUGUUAUAAAUAACGGGACAGCUGGACACAAAUCUGACAGUGCAGGUUCAGGCAACGUGACAUACUGUACGCUUUGCGGCCAUGUUCUUUUCCAACACCAAAGAGUUGCUUAAUUUCACAGAGUUGUCUUGAUUUUUCCCCAAAUGGUGAGAGUCAGUCUGGAUACAAUGGAGGACACUCUUAAGUCAAGAAGUCUGCUGAGUGGAGGGGAGGAUAGAUCGGCUCUAGUUUCUUCUUACGGACAUGCCACGCUCAUAACCCAAACUGCUGUUUAAUAUGUUCGGAAUACAGGCAACGUGAAUUUGAAGAGUUUAAUUCCAUAAUGAGAUCAUCUGACUCGUGGAAAAUGGUUGCACGCAUUAAGUUUAAAGUUUCAACCAUUUUGUUAGACAUUAGAGUAUUAAAUCAUGUAUACUAAAGAGGUGUUGAGUUAUCAAUCACAACAAAAAUGUUUGAUCUAAAAUGGAUUAAUACAUUUUGGAAUAUAAUCCUUCAUUUUUGGCUGGCUGAUUUUAAUCUGCUCUACUGUGUACCGCUGAGAUAAACCCAUCUGAAAGAGAAGUUUCCUGGGUUUUGCACUAUAUUUUGUACUUAAAAUAAUUUUGUUAAUAUUGUUUUUAAAUAUGUUUAUUUUUCUCCGUCCCAUUUUUUCUUAUUUUUGAAAGGACCAAAACAUGACAGUACCUAUGCUUAUCUAUGUCAUUUGCCAAUUAUGCUGAUUGCUUCACUCUCAGAUUUGUUUUCAAUGUCAGUUUAAUGAUACUAUGAUAUAUUUAUAUAUUUGAGAAACAAAUAUAUAUAUACUUUUCAUUUCAAUAAUCUAUUAAAAAUGAAUACCUUUAAUGUAAUUUUUUGGGAUAGAAUAACUCAUUAAUAUACAAACAAUGGUUGUGCAUAAUUAUCCAUCAUCCAUACAUGACAAUAAACAUUUUCUGGUUCUAUAUUGAACAUGCUCAUCUCAGAUUCAAGCUUUGCUACUGCAGGAGGGUCACCUCCUCUCGGUGGGGCCGCUGAGUCUUUCUACAAAGUGUGGCCUCGACUUUAAAGUGCUUCAGUUUGCAACAUAUAUGGUCUAAAUGGUCUCUUAUUGCACAUUGAAGGAUGCAUGAUAUUAAGUGUUUACAAACUUGAAACAACCAUGUAUUAUCCCUCUUAGAGAUUGUCCGUCUGUUCUGGCAUUUGUAUUUACCACCACGUUGAACAAAACUGAAGUUCUCAUCACACGUCUGAAGGUGUCCCAUUUUCAUUUGAUCAUGCCAAUUGUGUAAGUGUGAGAGAUUAUAUUUAUUUUAUUGGUACAUCCGUUCAUGUUACUGUUUGCUUCAUGAAAACUCUUGCUUUCCCCUGCACUGUAGAAAUGCAUAGAAAACAAAGCUGACUCACAGCGCCGUGCAGGAGAGCUCAAGGGGUUUUCUCAGUCGCCAUACUUCCAUCCAUCUGUCUGUCUUCUGGGAUGAAUAUCUGUGGAGCUGCAGUAUUUUCUCAUAGUAGGCAAUUUUUGUACAGUUUUAUUAAAAUAAAUUUCACAUGGAUGUCUGACUUAAUCUGCUGCCACAAACAAUUUAGACUGUAGAUACAGUAUAUAUAGAUAUUAUUGUGCAAUGGAAAAAUAAAUGUAAAACCAAUCAUAACAUGUUUUGUCUUGUGUUUUCUGUUCCAUG